Prunus mume (Japanese apricot) is the source of this 655-nucleotide messenger RNA. Lineage: Eukaryota; Viridiplantae; Streptophyta; Magnoliopsida; Rosales; Rosaceae. The record is from RefSeq and is a predicted model, not a curated record.
AUGCUCUUAUCUCCAACCAAUGUGUUAAAAGUGUCACAUAGGCAUUUAAUGGGAACCCAUUUCAGGGAACGUACAUUGCAGAAAUGCCUAUACCUAAUACUAAGCACACUGUAUUUUUAUUUUUUUUUCCUUUUACCAUCCUCCAUCUACUGUCAAGAUUCAAGAUGUCAGGACUUGAUAAGUGAUUUCACUGAUUUGUGUAUACAACAGGAACGUAUGUCCAAUGUUGCAUACAACAUCGUAAAUGGUAUUUGCAUUCCCGUGAAAGAUCAAUCCGCACCGGUCUACAUUACCAUUGGUGAUGGUGGAAAUAUUGAAGUCUUAGCCACCAAUAUGACAGAACCCCAGCCGGCUUACUCAGCUUAUAGAGAGGCCAGUUUUGGUCAUGCUACUUUCGACAUCAAGAACCGAACCCAUGCAUACUAUGGUUGGCACCGGAAUCAAGAUGGAUAUGCAGUAACAGCUGAUUCUAUGUGGUUUUUAAACAGAUAUUAUAAUCCUGAUAAUGAGUUUGCAAGUGCCCAACACUACUAGAACGAGGCUCAUAAGCCACCACAUGAUGGAAAAAAUGAAAAGACCUUAUUUGCUAUCGUUCCCUUGAAUAAAUACCCAAAUGUAUCAGCUAAUAAAAGAAAGAUGGAAAAUACUUUCCACC